This is a messenger RNA of Dictyostelium discoideum AX4, 6081 nucleotides long. RefSeq lists its product as hypothetical. The transcript has 4 exons. Gene Ontology annotation, cellular component: extracellular region. NCBI's taxonomy places the organism in Eukaryota, Evosea, Eumycetozoa, Dictyosteliales, Dictyosteliaceae. The record is from RefSeq and is a predicted model, not a curated record. The coding region runs from base 1 to 6081 and encodes 2026 amino acids.
AUGACAGAUAACCAGGGUUUAAAAAAAGAAGAUGCUCAAAUCAUUGAUAUGAGUUCAAUAAAUAAUAUUGAUGAUAUUAGAUUAAUUAUUACAAAUUCAAAAUUAACAAUUCAAUUGUCAAAAUUAAUUUUAAACUCAUCUUUUAAAGAUGAAUAUAUUGUAUUAUUCCUUGUUUUAUUAAAUACUGUUGAUUUACACUCAAAUACAAAAUGUAAUUUUUUAGUAUCAGCAUUUGAUACUAAAUUAUAUAAUUUAGCAAGAAGUUGUUUAGAUACUGAUAAAUAUACAUUUGUUGAAAUUUUAAAAUGUUUAAAGAUUAUGGAUUCUAAAAGAAUGAUUAGAAUUUUAUAUGAAAAAAUCGACUCAAUUAAAAAUAAAUAUCAAGAUCGUAAAGAAAGAUUAAAUAAUGCCAGUGUUGAAUAUCAAAAACAACUUUUAGAAAAUAAAUUAAAAGAAUUAUCAUUAGAAUCUGAUGAAAAAGUUAAAGAAGAAAAAUUAAAAGAAUUUACUGAUAAAAAUGAAAAACAAAAAGAAAUUGAAAAAAACUACAAAGAAAAACAAGAUUUAAAAAAGAAAAAAGAAGAAGAAGAAAAAGAAAAAGAUAAAACUCCAAUUAAAAAAUCUAAAAAAGUUGGUAAAAAAUCAAAAUCAAAAUCAAAAUCAAAAUCAAAAUCAAAAUCAAAUGAUAAUAAUAAUAAUAAUAAUGAUGAUAAUAAUAAUAAUAAUAAUAAUAAUAAUGAAAAAUCAAAAGAAGAUAUUUUAAAAGAAAAAAGAGAAAAAAAUAAAAAAAGAGAAUUAUUAUUUGAAAGAAGAUUUGAAAAUUCAAUUAAUUCAAUUGAAAAUAAAAUUAGAGAAUUAGUAUCAUAUGGUUAUGAAUCAACAUUAAGUGGAAAUGUUGUAAAUAUUUUCAAACAUUAUUUUAAACAAGUUCCAUCAUCAGUUUUAUUAUUCUUUUCAUUUGGUCAACCAAAAGCAACAUGGAGAAGUAUUUGUAAAUUAUUACAUUUGGCUCCAUCAGAUCUUUCAAGUGAAGUACCAUGGUUCCUUAGUGUAAUGUUUGGUAAACCAGCAGAAGAAGGUACUCAUGUUUAUGAAUUUGAAAAGAGUUUAAAAACUCCAGGUUAUUUUACAAAUGAAGUUGCAUUUGAAUUAAUUAAAAAGUUUAAACCAACUUAUCCAUUCCUUAGAAAGAAUUUACCCAGUGGAAUUUUAGACAAUCAAAUGAAGAGAUUCAUUUCAGAGUAUGAAGAAAUCGACACAUUAAUUUGGUGGUUACAUGAAUUCAAACAUGAUGAUUCUAUCAAUUUUAUCAUUAAACGUAUUGAAGAUGGUGAAAGUUUAGAAAAGGUUUCCAUCGGUACUUUAUUGGAGAAAGCAAUGUCAUUAAAUCAAGAUUCUCCAUUGUUUAAAGUUUUAUUCAAAGCAAUCAUUGAUAAAAUAUCUGCCCUUAAAGAGAAAUUUGUUUUACCAGCACCAAUUUCAAUUUUUGGAGAUAAAUCUGGUUCAAUGGAGGUUGCAAUUCGUUUAAGUAAUAUUGUUAGCUUUAUCAUCUCCUCAUUAACACCUGGUGCUCAUUUAACAUUUUUCGAUACCAAAGAUAACCCAUCACCAAUUCCAGUAGAUAGUUUAGAUAAUCUCUUCAAAUUAAAAGAUUUGGUUAAAGCUGGUGGUGGUACAGAUGCAAGUGUAUCCCUUUAUCCACUUUACAAUAAUAAAAUCGUAAAGAAUUAUAUUGUCGUUGUAACUGAUGAAGAAGAGAAUUCUUUUAAACAUGGUCGUUUCGCUGAUUUAUUCAUUCGUUAUCAAAAAGAAGUUGCACCUAAUUGUAAAUUGGUAUUUGUUUCAUUCCUUGCAUUACAUGCCAAGGGCCAAAUGGUUACAGAGUUACGUUCAAAAGGUAUUGAACCAAUUCAAAUUCUCUUUGAUCGUAGUUCUCCAGACGUUUCAAAAAUUGAUGGCGUACUUUCAAGUUUAUCAUGUGAGUCUGAAUCCUUUAAAGAUCAAUUAGAUUUAUUUGUAAACAUCUUACAAUGUGUUGGUGAUAAACAACUCUACCAAAUGAUUAAAGAAAAGAAGAACCGUUUAAUGUCAUUUGGUUUAAAUAUUGAAUUGGGAAUUGAAAAUGUAUGCUCUUUACUUGGAAAUCAUAAAACAACACCAAUUGGUAAUAUGGCACUUUUAAUGAUAAAGAAUAAUUUAAAUCGUCUCAUUAAAAUCUCAAAAGAUAACAAGAAUGAAAAAGCUGAACAAUUAUUCACAAAAAUACAAAAGGAUUUUAUUAAAUUGCCAAAGGAUGAAGGUAUUCAAUUCCUUUUUGAUUCACUUUCAACUUUAGAUCGUUCUUUGUAUAUUCCACAGUUUGAAUUGGAUCAAGAAAUUCAAAAAAUGAAAUUAGAACAAUCAAAAAUUAUUCAACCUUCCAAUGAAAGUAAUCAAGAUGAUAAAAAAAAAGAUUCAAUUGUCAAUACAAAAUCAAUCAUUUUAGAUGGUGACCUUUCAAUUAAUGAUGUUUCAAGCCAAUUAAAUGGUGAAAAUAAAACAAAUUUCAUUUCUAUCUAUUCGGUUUUACUAAAUACAAUUGAUUUAUCAUCAAAAUUGAAAAUUAAUGUGUUAUGUGGUGCUUUCCAGAGUAAAAACUAUGAAUUUGCAAAGUUUAUUUUAUAUAAUAAAAAGUACACUUUCAAAGAAAUUUCCAAAGUUAUUAAAAUUUUAGAUUCAAAAAGAAAAAUAAAUCAACUUGUUUCAAAAAUAAAUAAAGCAAAUCAAUCUCACCAAAAAAGAAGAGAAAGAUUAGAUCAAGAGUCAAAAUUAUAUUUAGAAAAUUUAAAAAAUAAACAAAAUGAUAAUAAUAAUAAUAAUAAUAAUAAUAAUAAUAAUAAUAAUAACAAUAAUAUUAAUCCAGUUAAAACUGGGUCAAGAGGAGCAUCAAGAGGCGGAUCAAGAGGCGGAAGGGGUGGAUCAAGAGGUGGAUCAAGAGGAGCAUCAAGAGGCGGAUCAAGAGGCGGAAGGGGUGGAUCAAGAGGCGGAAGGGGUGGAUCAAAAGUCGGAUCAGUUGGAUCUAGUAUUAAAACUAAUGCUAUAGAGAUAGAAUCAAAUAAUGAAAAUAAAAAAUCAAAAAGAAUAACAGAAGAUUUAUUAGAAUUUAGGUUUAAUCAGUCAAUAAAAAGAAUGGAAAGUGAAAUUGAACAAUUAUCUAAAUAUGAUUGUAAAGUUUCAUUAAGUGGUAAUAUUGUAAAUAUUUUCAAACAAUAUUUUAAACAGAUUCCAACAUCAACAUUAGAGUUUUUUGUAAUGGGUAAAUCAAGAGAAACUUUUAGAGAGAUGGCUGAUUUAUUACAUUUUUCACCAAUGGAUUUUCAAUGCAGUUGGUUUUUAGAUGCAGUGUUUGGUAAAAUUCCAAGGGGUACAAUUGUUGAAGCAUUUUCAAAGUUUGAAUUUAUUACAUGCAGUGUUGGUAAUGAUUUAAUUACCAAAGAAGAUGAAGAAAAAUCAAUUAAUACAUUAAAAGAAAUUCUUUUAACAUAUAAACCUUCAUAUUCAUUCAUUAGAAAAACAAUUGAUCCAUCAAAAAUUCCAGAUUCAUUAAAAUUAAUAAUUGCUCAAUAUGAGGACAUUAAUACAGUAUUAUGGUGGUAUCAUGAAUUAUGUUGCUUUGAAGUUGAUAAUUUAUUAUCGUAUAGACUUCAUAAAGAGACAUUAACUCAAUCAUAUGGUGUUUUAUUAGAAAAAGCAAUGUAUUUACAAUCUAAUGGUAUUCCAGUAUUUAAAGAUCUAUUACCAAUUAUUGCAGAGAAUGUUAGAUUAUUUACAUCAAAAAUAUCAUUACCACCUCCUUUGGCAACAUUAGGCGAUGCUUCAUCAAGUAUGGAUGUUGCAAUUAGAUUGGCAACGAUAAUUGCAUCAUUGGUAACUUGUUUAACACCAAACUCAACAUUAAAAUUCUUUAAUCAUGCACCAAUUUUUGCACCAUUAAAUAUCAAAGCCAUUUCAGAGGUAUUCAAAGUUUCAGAUUUAAUUUCUGGUACUGGUGCAACAUCACCAGCUGCUGGUUUAUAUCCAUUAUAUGAAAAGAAAGAAAAAUUAGAGUAUUUAGUUAUUGUAACCGAUGAGGAAGAGAAUUGUAAUUACCGUGGUUAUUCAUUUUGUCAAUUAUUUAAAAAAUAUCUUGAUGAAGUUUCACCAAAUUGUAAAUUGGUAUUUGUAUCAUUCCUUGAUCACCAACAAGAGGGUAAUAUGGUAACAGAAUUAAAAAGAGAUUAUAAUAUUCAUCCGUUACAAUUUAAAUUGGAUAAAAAUAAACCAGAUGUCACAAAAAUUGAUAACAUGUUAACAACUCUAUCAUGUCAAUCAAAUGAGUUUCUAAUUCAAAUUGAUUGUUUAAAUUUAUUGAUAGACUCAAUUGGAAUUUCAAAUUUCAAAUUAUUUUUAGAUAAAUUUAAUUCAAAAUUAUUUUACAAUACUUUAACAAUUCUAUCAUUAUUUUUCAUUUUAAAAAAUUAUAUUUCAUUAGAAGAUUCAAGUAAAUUAUCAACAUCUAAAAUUCAAGAAUUAUAUGAAAAACUAAUUAAUGUUUCAAAAGAAUUACAUUUUGACACUUUAAAUGAAAAAUUGGUAAUAUUAUUAAAUGAUAAUCAAAUGACUUUUAAUAUUAAUUUAUUAAAACAAGUUAAUGAUCAAUGUUUAAUAAAUGAAGAUGUUUAUUUAAUUCAAAAUAAAGUAACAGAUAAAGAUAAUAAUAAUAAUAAUAAUAAUAAUAAUAAUAAUAAUAAUAAUAAUAAUAAUAAUAAUAAUAAUAAUAAUAAUAAUAAUAAUAAUAAUAAUAAUAAUAAUAAAUUAAAAGAUGAAUUAUUAUCAAAUGAAUUAAUUAAAACAUCAAGAAUAUUAGAGAAUAAAAAUGAAAAAAAACCAGUAUUUUUAGAUAGUUUACAAGUUUCAAUAUUAUUUGGAUAUUUAUUAGAUAGUGAUUCAUUAGUUGCAUGUUCAAUGGUUUGUAAAUUAUGGAGAAAAUGUUCAUUAAAUUCAAAUAUUUGGACUCGUUUUAUGUCAAGAGAUCAUCAAGUUUCCAAAUCAUUAGAUUUGGUAUUUUGUAUUGAUUCCACUGGCAGUAUGAGCGGGGAGAUUAAAGAAGUUAAAGAAAAGAUUACAUCGAUUGUGGAUAGAAUUGAAAAAGCAAAAGUAAAUGUUAAUGUUGGAUUAGUGUUUUAUAAUGACCAUGAAAUAAUUUAUUUACCAACUGAUAAAUCACCAACUAUUGUUUACGAAUUCACUGAUGAUAUACCAUUGGUUAAAAAGAAUAUUGGAACUAUUAAAGCCUUUGGUGGUAAUGAUCAUCCCGAAGCUGUUGCAGAUGGUUUAUAUGAAGUAUCCAAAUUAAAAUUCCGUUCAAAUGCUUCAAAAAUUUGUAUACUAAUUACUGAUGCACCAGCACAUGGUUUCGAUAGUAAAUUGAAUGAAACUUAUUCCGAAGAUUAUCAUCCUAAUGGUUGUCCAUGUGGCCAUGAUAGUAUUGAACUGGUUAGAUCAUUGGUUCGUAGAGGUAUUACAUUUUACACAGUUUCAUGUAGACCUACACCAAAUUCAUCAGAUUAUUUGAAUGCUAUCGCAUCAAUUUCCGAAGGUAAAUGCGUAAAUCUUACCUCAUCAGAAAUUUUAUCAGACUUUAUUGUUGGUUCCGCUCAAGAUGCAAUCUAUUUAGAUUCAAUUAGUGCCCUCGUUAGAAAAGAAGUUGAACAUACCAUUUCAACUUACCCAGAGUUAUCAAUUGAUGAAUGUAUUUAUCGUGCCACUUAUAAACUUAGAUCUCAAGGUGUAAUGAUGAAGGAUACUUUAAAAACAUUCCAAUUGGAAACUCAAGAAAAAAACUUAAAGUAUUCUUUGAUUUUACAAUCCGACAGCGACAAACAAUUCCUAGAAAAAUAUAAAAAUUUCUUAUCGACCUUAUCUGGUUCUAAAAAAAAUAAUAAUGACCAAGUAAAUCAAAGUAAAAAAUCAAAAAAAUCUGAUAAACCUAAAGAAAGUGGUCUCCUCCCAAUUAAUAUUCCAUAUGUUAGAAAAAUUUGUAAAAAAUAUCUUUUAAUUUAA